Rhododendron vialii is the source of this 2665-nucleotide messenger RNA. RefSeq lists its product as uncharacterized. The coding region runs from base 312 to 2528 and encodes 738 amino acids. The record is from RefSeq and is a predicted model, not a curated record. Lineage: Eukaryota; Viridiplantae; Streptophyta; Magnoliopsida; Ericales; Ericaceae. The transcript has 4 exons.
CGUCCUCCACUCUCUCUCUCUCUCUCAAGGGUUCUUCCUGUAUAGCCUGGAGACAACGGUAUAUUCCAGUUACCCACAUAUAAAUAUAUGCAUAUACGUAUACACCCAUAACCCAUUUCUCCCCUUGAAUCUUUCCUCCUCCGAAUCCCAACCAAUUUUCAAAUUCUUGUCAUCUGAUCAACACUGAUCCCCAAUCCUCCGAACUCCAAAUUUCAAGAAAACCCACAAAUACGUACCCAUACAUACAUAUAUAUGUAUAUAUAGGGCCAUAGGCUGAAACUUUUUGUAUCAGGUCUUGAAUCAGCAAAGAAAUGGUGGUGAGGAUGAUGAGGUGGCGUCCAUGGCCCCCGAUACCAUCGAAGAAAUUCCAAGCAAAACUGAUCCUUUAUCGCCUCGAAGGCCUAUGUGGAUCAUCAGAAAAGCCACUAGGAAUGGAAGUUUUUUCCCAAUUGGCAGUGGAGAUCAAGUGGAAGGGUUCAAAGGGGAAUGGUCUCAGUUAUUUGAGGCGAAGUGUGAGGAGGAAUUACACGAAACAAGAGAGUUUGAGGGAAGGUGGGGACGUGGAGUGGAACGAAGAGUUUCAGAGUGUUUGUAGCUUUUCGGGGUAUAAUAAGGAGGGCUUGUUUCGUCCUUGGGAAGUGGCCUUCACUGUCUUCAAUGGCUUGAACCACGGACCUAUUAACAAGGUACCUGCUGUUGCAACUGCAUCUUUGAACCUUGCGGAAUUUGCUUCUGUAAAUGAAGAAAAGGAGCUUGAAGUCAGAAUUCCUCUCUCCAUCCAUGGUGACAACAUCGAGUGCAGCCCCUCACUUUGUUUAUCUGUAACCAUUUUGGAAUUGAAGACAACCCAAGAACCCUCGAAGAUCGUGCAGAGAUCAAUGGCACCUCUUCCUCUCUCACCUCGUUCCACUGAUGGUUCAUUGAUGGAGAGAGAUGAGGGUUCUCCUCUAAAAGCAGGUUUAAGAAAAGUAAAAGAAUUAACUCGAAGAGUGACGAAGACACGUCGUGAAGAAGAAAGCAGUGAUGGGAGGAGUUCUGUCCGAAGUGAGGAUGCGGAGUACAAUUACCCAUUUGACACGGAAUCACUUGAUGAUAUGGGUGAAGUGGAAUCAGAGGAAGAAGUAAAGGAGGAUUCUAGGUUUUGGAAGUCGGUCAAUUACGGUUCAUUGGCCUAUGCAAAUUGUGCUGGGGCAUCAUUUUACUCGAACACAACCAAAAGCGAAGAUGAAGACUUGAUCUAUUACAGUAAUCGAAGAACAGAUGUGGGUUUGACUGCAUCUGUACUGGAUCCGUCAUUGCAGCUGAGUUCGAAACGCAGUAUCCUCCCCUGGAAAAGGAGAAAGUUGAGCUUCAAAUCUCCCAAAGCCAAGGGAGAACCUCUACUGAAGAAAGAUUGUGGAGAAGAAGGUGGAGAUGACAUUGAUUUUGAUCGCCGGCAACUUAGUUCCUCUGACGAAUCAACUUUUGGGCGGGACAAAUCAGGAGAUUCAUCUGCCAACCGAUCGUCAGUCUCUGAAUUUGGUGACGACAGUUUCACUGUCGGCAGCUGGGAGAACAAGGAAGUAAUAAGCCGCGAUGGACACAUGAAGCUCCAAACCCAAGUUUUCUUUGCAUCGAUUGAUCAGAGGAGCGAACGUGCCGCGGGCGAGAGCGCGUGUACAGCCCUGGUCGCUGUGAUAGCCGAUUGGUUCCAGUCCAACCGCGAUCAAAUGCCCCUCAAGUGCCAACUUGAUAGCCUAAUCCGAGAAGGUUCACUAGAAUGGAGAAAUCUCUGUGAAAAUGCGACGUACAGGGACAGGUUCGCUGACAAGCACUUCGACCUCGACACGGUCCUCGAGGCCAAAAUUCGUCCCCUUUGUGUAGUCCCAGAAAAUUCCUUCGUCGGAUUCUUCCAUCCAGAAGGACUGGAAGAAGAGGUGGAAGGUUUCGACUUCCUCCAUGGUGCUAUGUCCUUUGAUAGCAUUUGGGAUGAGAUAAGUCGGUUCCAAACAGAAAACCCUAGAAAUGGUGCUGACCCUGUGGUUUACAUUGUGAGCUGGAAUGACCAUUUCUUCUUAUUGAAGGUGGAACACAAUGCGUACUACAUAAUCGACACGUUGGGUGAAAGGCUUUCCGAGGGUUGCAACCAGGCAUAUGUCCUCAAAUUCGAUAAAGACACGAUAAUCCAAUCUAUUCCUCAAGAGAUGACUACUAAAUCAGCCGAUGAAAAAUCAAUGGGUGAAAAAGGGAAUAGCGAUGACACCAAGGAGGAUUCAAAUGAAGAAAAAGAGAUUGCCAUUUCAAAUGAUUUGGGUAGUAUUGAGGACAAAGAAUCGGUUGCGUGCAGAGGGAAAGACUGUUGUAAGGAGUACAUUAAGAGUUUUUUGGCGGCAAUUCCUAUCAGGGAAUUGCAGGUUGAUCUCAAGAAGGGUUUGAUGGCGUCAACACCACUUCAUCACCGGCUGCAAAUCGAAUUCCACUACACACGGUUCUUGGAGCCGGUUCUUGGAGCCUGUGGCUCAAUUUUUGUUGACAGAAGCAAAAUCUGAUGCCCGAGCUGCAUCUUGGGAGUUGUUUGAUGUGAAAGAAGAAAGUAUAUAGUCUUGUUAAUUAAUAUAUCGAGUGUUGAUAGUCUAACCUAAUGAGUCGUAAUCGAAACUCCUCUAAUUUAAUCCUUUUUUGUUUU